AUCUAACCUGUGUAUCUAAUCCUUAAAACACCUGCAGUAUGAACACAUGCAGGUCUGACCAUGGUAAUGUCUUACAAAAGUCACAUGUUUAUAAUUUUCUGGUCUUUUUCUCCCCACAAUCUCAUUUACUGAUUUGUUUUUAGCAUGAGUGAGGUACUGUGUUUACACAAAUGUCAUGUGAAAUAAUUCAUGUAACAUUUUGCCUGAGUUAUGUGUCACUCACACCUUUUUUCUGUUUAGUUCAACCCUAUAUCACCAUGGAAACCUGGUGACAGUCAAUCAAAGUCCCAAUUGCCACUUACGGAGAGGAUUCACUGCGUGGUUAUUGUGAUGGACACCAACAAAUUAAAAAUUGUGCCAGAUGCAACGUGGGUGAAACUUCGUAACAUCCAGCGCAAAGUUGACUCAUAUGAGGUCCCUCUACUGGUGCUACUGACCCAAGUGGACAAAGCGUGCCCACAUGUGGAAAAGGACUUGACGAAGGUGUACCGCAGCUGCUACAUAAAGGAGCUGAUCUACAAAGUAGGUGACCGUCUGGGCAUCCCAGUGUCGCAGGUGCUUCCAGUGAAGAAUUACUCCCAUGAGAUUGCACUGGACACGUGCUGUGACGUCCUGCUUCUCACUGCAAUGCAGCAGAUGCUAAACUUUGCUGACAAUUGCUUUGACAAUUUUAAUAAUGGCACAGAGUAAAGAUGUUCCAGAAACAUGUGUGAUCAGUGCCAUCACAUUUCUCUCAUGGUGUUGAGAGCCACUGUCCAGCUGUUGUACCCAAUACCAUGUUAGAUUCCUAUUUGUUAUAAUUAUGCAGAAAUCUAUUUCUUUACCUUAAUUACACGCAAGCCUUUUUUUGUUAGAUUUCAAAUUCUCUUUUUACUUGGCGAUGAAUGAUGUGUGCAUAAAACCAAAGAUAUAAUCAAGUGUACAGUGUAAGCCUACACUGGAUUAGAUGCUAAGCUAAUAAAAAUGACCUGGUGAUUCUCAA
This is a messenger RNA of Brienomyrus brachyistius, 982 nucleotides long. Its product is annotated as interferon-induced protein 44-like. The transcript is spliced from 3 exons. The record is from RefSeq and is a predicted model, not a curated record. The coding region runs from base 331 to 690 and encodes 119 amino acids. NCBI's taxonomy places the organism in Eukaryota, Metazoa, Chordata, Actinopteri, Osteoglossiformes, Mormyridae.